AAUAAACCACAUAUCGUUAUCGAUACUUCUGCUAUCGAUAGUGUUAUCAGUCUUAUCUUCCAGGAGUUGGCGAGAGACGAGAAUCUGCUGUGGCUUGACUGUAGGUCCCCCGCGAGGUACUCCCCACGUUCCUUCACCUGAGGUACCUGCACCGCCACAUGGAGGGGUGCACAUGGGUUUGUUGUCCCAACAGCCGAGACACGUCCCUAACAAAGAAGUAAACACCAACACGACGUCGAUAUAGACGCACCCACCGCUUCCGGCGAUAUACCGGCCGACCUGUUAUCGCACAUGUCAAAUCUAUCGCGAUAACCUCCUAGAUUACUGAGACACCCAACAAACCCCCUUUAUACGUGCGCCCGCAGCCCGGUUUGCCCCAGCUACCGCCUCCGACAUGCCGGUUCGGGCUUCGAAAUCCUCGCGCGGCGCCUCCGCGGCCGGCUCCCGCAAGACCUCCGGCACCACCUCGCGCGCGUCGCGCGCGUCGUCCGCCAACGCCGACCUCCCCGAAGAGCCGCCCGCCAGCGCGCUGCGGACCCAGAUCUGCGCCAUCUUCCGCGACGCGCAGAAGACCACGGCGACGCACCGCAAGCUGGUUAUCAACCUGCGCAAGGUCCACGAGGCCUGCUGCUACGAGCCGACGCAGCCGGGCAAGGGCAGCGCCGCCGCCGCCGCCGACUUCGACGAGGCCGCCUUCAACAGCGAGUUCUCCCGCUGCGUCCUGCGCGUCAUGCCCGUCAAGAAGAGCGAGGGCGUCGGCGAGAGGAUCAUCCGCUUCGUCGGCCUGUUCCUGCGCUACGCCAACGACAAGGACAACGAGCUGCUCGGCGAGGAGGACGCCGACGCCAGCACCAUGCCCGAGACCCCGAGCACGCGCCUGACCACCCAGGUCAUGGAGGCCGUCCUGCCCCUGCUCACCUCCAAGGACAAGUUCGUCCGGUACCGGUCCACCCAGCUCAUCUCCCACAUCAUCAACUCCCUCGACGCCAUCGACGACGACCUCUUCCAGAAGCUGCGCCACGGCCUGCUCAAGCGGAUACGCGACAAGGAGGCCAUGGUCCGCUCGCAGGCCGUGCUCGGCCUCGGCCGCCUCGCCGGCAACCAGGUCGAGGGCAUGGUCAACUCGGACGACAGCGACGACGACGCCGAGACGGGCCUGCUCGAGAAGCUCCUCGAGGUCCUGCAGAACGACCCCAGCGCCGACGUGCGGCGCUCGCUCCUCGUCAACCUCCCCAUCCUGCCCAACACCUUGCCCUACCUCCUGGAGCGGGCCCGGGACCAGGACCCGGCCACGCGCCGCGCCGUGUACUCGAGGCUGCUGCCGGCGCUCGGUGACUUCCGGCACCUGUCGCUGUCGAUGCGCGAGAAGCUGCUGCGGUGGGGGCUGCGGGACCGCGACGAGAACGUGCGCAAGGCGGCGGGGAGGCUGUUCCGCGAGCGCUGGAUCGAGGACUGCGCGGGCGUGCGGCCGGCGGCCGAGGACGGCGAGAAGCCGGAUGACGCGGCGGCGGCGCCGAGCCUGGACGGGCUGCUGGAGCUGCUCGAGCGCAUCGACGUGGUCAACUCGGGCGUCGAGAACGGCGUGGCGCUCGAGGCGAUGAAGGGCUUCUGGGAAGGCCGGCCCGACUACCGCGACGCGGUCGACUUCGACGACAAGUUCUGGGAGACGCUCAGCGCGGAGUCGGUCUUCAUCGCGCGCAGCUUCAACGACUUCUGCCGGACCGAGGGCCGCGGCAAGUACGAGUCGCUGAUCGAGGAGAAGCUGCCCGAGGUGACGAAGCUGGCCUUCUUCCUGGAGCGCUACGUCAACGUGCUCAUCGAGGCGGUGCGGCGGGUCGAGAGCCAGGACAACGUGGACGAGGAGGAGGAGGAGGACACGGUGGAGCAGGAGUUCAUCGUCGAGCAGCUGCUGCACAUCAUCCUGACGCUCGACUACUCGGACGAGGUCGGGCGGCGCAAGAUGUUCGCGCUGCUGCGGCAGACGCUGUCGAUCCCGGAGCUGCCGGACGAGAUCACGAAGCUGACGAUCGAGGUGCUGCGCGACCUGUGCGCGCCCGACACGGCGGGCGAGAAGGAGUUCUGCAGCAUCGUGCUCGAGGCGGUCGCGGACGUGCACGACACGAUAGUGGACGAGUCGGCGGUGGGCGACGGCGAGGAGAGCUUCCACUCGGCGCGGUCCGAGGUCAGCGACGACAGCACGCCCAAGCGCGGCGGCGACCACGGGCUCACCGAGGAGGAGGCCCGCGACAAGGCCAUCAAGGAGAUCAUGAUCAACAUGAAGUGCCUGCACAUCGUCCAGUGCAUGCUGUCCAACGUCGAGGGGUCGCUGCAGCAGAACGACCACCUCGUGUCGAUGCUGAACAACCUGGUCGUCCCCGCGGUGCGGAGCCACGAGGCGCCGGUGCGCGAGCGCGGGCUCGUCUGCCUGGGGCUGUGCGCGCUGCUCGACCGGCCGCUGGCCGAGGAGAACCUGACGCUCUUCAUGCACUUCUUCGCCAAGGGCCACUCGGCGCUGCAGAUCACGGCGCUGCAGAUCCUGACCGACAUCCUGAACGUGUACGGGGCGCAGCUGCUCUCGGCGAACCCGGCGCUGCUGAAGGUGUACGUGCGGGCGCUGCGGUCCGGGUCGAAGAACCCGGAGGUGCAGGGCGCGGCGACGGUGGCGGUGUCGAAGCUGCUGCUGGGGCGCGUGGUGACGGACCCGGAGGCGGCGUCGGAGCUGCUCAAGACGCUCGUCGUCGCCUACUUCGACCCGGCGACGGCGGCGAACCAGAGCGUGCGCCAGGCGCUCAACUACUUCCUCCCCGUCUUCUGCUACUCGCGGGCCGAGAACCAGGCGCUGAUGGGGUCGGUGGCGCUCGACGCCCUGCACGCCCUGUACAACGUCCGCGAGGGCCUCGACGACGACGACAUCGACGUUAGCGACGAGAUGGCCAGCCUCAACGCCAUCGGUUCCUGCCUCGUCGACUGGACUGACCCCCGCAAGUGCUACGUCCCCGGCGUGCCCGUCGACGCCGACAAAAAGAACGUGAACGGGGACGUGCACCUGGACCUCGCGAGGGACAUCCUCGAGAAGCUAAGCAGUAACUUGAGCAAAGAAGAAAAGCGCGUUAUCGCGGCGCUGCUGGGCAAGCUGUACAUCUCGCCGGCGUCGAGCGAGGAGAAGCUGCGGGCGCUCUACGACGACGUGUCGGCGGCGGUGGAGGAGGGCCUCGUGAGCGACGCGACGAGCCGCAACGCGCUGUACAAGAUCCACGUGAGCCUGGGCAAGAUCGUCAACCUGCUCGCCGCCGCGGCGGCCGCCGCCGCCGAGGACAACGACCGCCUGUCCUCGCGCCGCAGCGCCAGCCGCAGCGUGUCGCUCGCCCCCGCCGACGACGAGAAGCCCCGCGGCCCCCCGCGGAUCAAGCGCGAGGACGAAGACGACGAGGAAGACGACGAGGACGACGACGCGACUGUCGUGCCCCCUCCCGAGACGCGCAUCGACGAGGAAGACGGCGAGGACGACGACGAAGCCGAGGCCAAGCCCGACGUCUCGGGCACGACCCGCCGCAGCAAGGAUGGCGAUUCGCUCGUCGAGGACCUGUUGACGGACGAGGAGACGUGAGGGUAUGGGAGAGAACCGCGGUGGACUGGCUGGGUUGGUUAUAUAUGAGUCCAUAUUCGCGCGCGAACGCUUGGCCGUAAUGGAUGAAACGAAUUACGCUUUCCUUCUCUUCAAACGCCACGACAACGGCUAAGUGUGGUGUGGUGGUGCA
This is a messenger RNA of Durotheca rogersii, 3758 nucleotides long. RefSeq names its product condensin subunit Cnd3. The transcript has 2 exons. Gene Ontology annotation, cellular component: condensed chromosome; condensin complex. Gene Ontology annotation, biological process: mitotic chromosome condensation. Bases 395 to 3607 code for a protein of 1070 amino acids. Lineage: Eukaryota; Fungi; Ascomycota; Sordariomycetes; Xylariales; Xylariaceae. The record is from RefSeq and is a predicted model, not a curated record.